CGCGAACUGAAUGACGGGAUUGGCUGUCCCGCCCUCCUUCCGCGGUCUCCUGGGUGCCAGAGAGAGCAAAGCGGAAGAAACGCGGAGAAAAGCGGCGGUUCCCUGCAGAGAGGGGGCUGAAGGUAGCGGUCACAACAAGCAGCACACCGGGGAGUCUGAGAAAGAGAGGGCGGGCAUGGCCAGGCCGUCGAAGACAAGUGAACGGGCUGACUAAGGCGGCAUACUGCGGACAGUCGGCCAGUAUGCGAUGGGGAACUGCUGGGCUCGGUGCUGCGGGCUCUUCAAGCGGGAGGCCUCCCGGAUUCAGAGAGGCGGCGGCGGCGGAGGAUCCAAAUACUUUAGGACUCACACAGCUGGAGAGCACUUUACAAUAGAGUUUGAAAAUCUUGUGGAGAGUGACGAGGCAGAGAGUCCAGGAAGUAGUAUAAGACCUCUUAGUGAAGAAGAAAUUGGAAACCUGAAAGAAAAAAGGUAUGAUGCAAUUGCCGACAGGCAGAAGACUGUGGAUGCUAAACUUCACGCUGAGUUAGCUGCUGAGGAAGACAAGUUAAGGAUAGAAGAGGAGGCUUAUUACGCUGCUCAGCGCGAAGCAGCAAGGGCAGCCAAACACAAACAGCUCCUGGAGCAAAGGUUCCAUAGAAUGAAACAAAGAGCACAUGCUGGUCCAAGUGGCGAUCACCUGAAAGGCUAUGUACCCGUGGAGGACUUUGAAGCCUACCUCAGGAAUGCAAAAGCACAGUCUGAAGCCUUUAGGACAAGCAGGGUGUCGUCUGAAACGAACAUCCAGACUCCGAACACUGAAAGCAGCUGUGAUUUCACGAGCAAGACCAGGUCGACUAAUGAGGAUGGCACAUCGCUGGACCUGGAGUGGGAAGACGAGGAAGGGAUGAACAGAAUGAUUCCCGUGAGGGAGCGCUCCAAGACGGAAGAAGAUAUCCUUCGUGCCGCACUAAGGCCUGGUAGCAGGCGGACGGCCAGUAAUCCGACCUCCACCUCCGAAGACUCCAAUGGCCUCGAGUGGGAGAGCGACUUCGUCGGCGCACAGAUCGAUGACAAUGGCAACUCGGAAUACGCCGGCUUUGUCAACCCCGUCCUUGAACUGUCCACCAGUGACUUGCGUAACGCGGACAGUGACCCGCAGGAUAGGUAGUGGAAGACGACGAGCCCCGUGUGUGAAACCAAAGCGUUAAGCUGAUGGAGGAGUUUGGGUGCUGCUUCUGUUGGGUUGGUGUUGGUGGGGUAGGUUGAAUUUUCAUCUCGUCCAUCUCAUUUUGCCUCUACUGUUGAACAUCACAUCGACAGGCAUACAAUGAAGUGCAAUUUGGGAGUUUCUUUUCCUGUUUGCUAAUUUAAUGCAAAUCAAAAAAAGAUCCCUUUAAUGUAUGAUUGUAAUAUAUUGCUGCUAAUCAUCAAAAAACAAAAAAGUAUAAUCUGUAACUGUUGUACUCUCCGGGUUACCUGCCACAGUUACGUUUGAGUCCCCAAAAACGCUCCUUCAAAGCAGGACGGGCCUCCUCUGCGUAGAAGACGCACUCAAAUGAAAGUGCGAAAUGGUUUUCGGUCAUACUUGGAUUUUACGGAUCACGUGCCGCAUUUCACGGAAGCAUUUUCAUUUAGUUUUUGCCCGAGAUGGUGGAUUAUUGGAAGGUUUCAGGUAGCUGCUCCUCUGCAAAAUAAACUCAUUGAAUUAACACUUGAAGAACGACGCAUAAGCUGUGAUUGGAAAGUUUAGAAGCUGCAUGGCGUCUUUUAAAAUUGUCCUUUUUAGCCAAUUGGCAGCCAGUAUUGAUGACUUAGAAGGUGCUUGAGGUGAGUUUUUGUUGUGUUUUCAUUCUCUUCUUCUUCUUUUUAAAAUAACCAGUUGUCACCUUCUUUGUCCCUGCAUUGUGACAGUGUUUCUACAUGUUUGGUGCUUCAGUUGAAGAGUUACUUACAUCACCUGCCAUGCGCCCUGGAUUUAGUAACACACGUUCCACCGAUUCACACUGACCUGGGAUCGAGGACAUAUCAGCCGGCCGGCACAGACGUGACUCACUGUUUAAAACUCCUUUCACUUUCUGACCACAGAGUUGAUCUUUUUCUAGACGUUUGCGUCGCUCCGUAAGCCGCAGGAGAUGCAUGCGGGUGUGCGCACUACAGAGAAUACGAUUUAUUCACAUGCCGUGGCACCAGACGUCGAGGGGCCGUGGUGGGCUCACACACACAGGUGACACCGUCUUUGGGUUUGCAUUGCUUCCUGUAAAUAUCUUCACCGCUCAAUCGCCAUUCACGGACAUGCCUUGAUAUCCCAUUUAGAUGAGAAUGUUAGCAACAACGCUUGUGGAGCGCUAGACUCGCCGUUUUAUUGUGUGGCCGGGUUGCGUUUAUGAAGGAGGACACUUUUAAUACGAGUGGCCUUUUUUUGUGUAUCUAAAGGGAUUUUAUUUUUUAAAUAUUUGUCAUGUCAUUUUGUUAUUACAGCUGAAUUCAGAAAAAAAAGAGAGAAAAGUUUCUUCCCAGAAUUCAAUUAUGUGUAAAUUAAGACUACUGGCUCCUUCAUUAAAUAAAAUCUCCAGCUUUGAGA
Polypterus senegalus (gray bichir) is the source of this 2563-nucleotide messenger RNA. It is a transcript of the gene ap1ar, whose product is annotated as adaptor related protein complex 1 associated regulatory protein. Gene Ontology annotation, biological process: negative regulation of substrate adhesion-dependent cell spreading; regulation of Arp2/3 complex-mediated actin nucleation; negative regulation of cell motility. NCBI's taxonomy places the organism in Eukaryota, Metazoa, Chordata, Cladistia, Polypteriformes, Polypteridae. Gene Ontology annotation, molecular function: AP-1 adaptor complex binding. The record is from RefSeq and is a predicted model, not a curated record. The coding region runs from base 248 to 1150 and encodes 300 amino acids. The transcript has 10 exons.